Corticium candelabrum is the source of this 933-nucleotide messenger RNA. RefSeq lists its product as uncharacterized. The record is from RefSeq and is a predicted model, not a curated record. Lineage: Eukaryota; Metazoa; Porifera; Homoscleromorpha; Homosclerophorida; Plakinidae. The coding region runs from base 198 to 878 and encodes 226 amino acids. The transcript is spliced from 4 exons.
UACUACAGAAGCAGCUACUAAGACCUGCUGCACAUCGUGCACAACCAUGAAAAGUGAACUUGCCGCUAUAUGUUCUCACUUGCAGCAACACAUGAACAGUCAAGAUAUCAAAGCAAGAUCUUGAUCUGAUUUUUAAUUAAAUAUCAAAUGUGUACUAUCAACUAAAAUUCCACUUUUAGGUCACAGAAACACUAGAAAUGAUGAAGACUAUUGUGGAUAAGCAAGAAAGAAUUAUGGAUGUACUGCUUGAUAUGGAACUUCAAGCUACGCCCCAGCAAAAUCUCAUCACAGACACUGAAGAAGCAAUGAGGAGUGCCAUAUCUGAAGACAGCUGCUCAACCUCCGAUGAGAUCAGCAGCAACAACUCCAGCUUUCUGGAGGUUGAUUCAGAGAACAGUGAGAGUACAUGUACAAACGUCGACGUCAUGAUCCAGCCGCACCCAAAUGACACGGAAGCUUCUGUUCUUCAGCCAAUAACAACUACAACAAAACUUUCACUCCCACGUCACCUGCAGUUCGAUCCAUUGAAUCUACCAAAAGUGCAGCACGACCACAGUAGUGAGUACAUACACAUCGGUGAUUGCUUUAAGAUCCUGUAUAUGAAGGCAAUGGUAGCAAGAAACAAGCCAAAUCCCAUAAAGACGGCAAGAGCUCUCGUCCCUCUAUUCUUUUCUGCAGAAGAGUUGAUGAAGUGUAGUGUUUUGUACACAAAGAACGGACGGGAGCAAAAGAACAUCGUGUCCACGUCCAGUCUAGCAGCACUACUUGCGCUGGUUCGAUUCUUCUACCCUGGGGAGGACGCCUUCAACGAGGUCGAGCUUUGGAGAGCUGUGAACAAAGCGUUCAUAGACUUUAGAAACAAGCACAAGCGUACAUAGAUCAGAGAGUUACUUUACUAGCUAGGAUACCAAUAGAUGUUGAAUAAAUAACUGU